AUGGCUAAUUCUACAUCAGUGACUAAGUGCACUGAUUUUUCCGUGUCCAGCCUCUGCCGAGACAUGAAGACUUCACCUCCUGAUCCUGCUAUCGUAGUCGGUGGAACCGGAACUAAUAUGAAAUUAACAUUGCCUCUUGCCGCUUGCGCACCAUUCUCAUCCAACAUCAAUGGACCAACAACCAUCACGACUGCAGUAGCCAGCAGACCGCCGCCGUCCACGUCGCCGUCACCGUCGCCGUCGCCGGCCACGCUGCGCGAGCUGUACGCCAUGGCGACCAGUCAACAGCACCAGCAGCAUUCGCGGCUGCUCGAGCUGUCCAACAGAUAUCGCGGGUACCCGGAAAUCGCCCAUCACGUGUUCAACCAACAGGGAGCAGUCACCAAGUUGCUAGGAACUCUAAGACCUCCUGGUCUAAUUGGUGGAAGUAAACCCAAGGUUGCCACCCCAGCAGUUGUAUCGAAAAUUGAAUUCUACAAACGAGAAAAUCCAACGAUAUUUGCGUGGGAGAUUCGCGAAAAACUCAUUUCUGAAGGAGUGUGCACGAACGGUACGGCGCCGUCGGUGAGCAGCAUUAACCGGAUACUGAGGAACAGAGCGGCGGAGAGGGCUGCUGCCGAGUUCGCCCGGGCUGCCGGGUACGGUCUGUACCAGGUGUCGCAUCCGUACGCAUCGUUCCCGUGGCCGCCGCACCCGCACGGCAUGUGGCCGGGCGUGGCCGCGGAUGUUCCGUCCGCCGUGGCCGCGACCGUAUCGUCGUCCGGCGGGUUGCCGCUGCACCACGGGCCAGCAGGUGCGUCCAACAAGACCACUCCACUGCAGCAAAUGAUCAACGCCCAUCAGCCUUGCGGCGUCAUGUCGUCCAGAGAUCUCAUGCCCAGGCUCAUAGGCGACGGAUCUGGAGGCAUCGACGGUUGUAAAGAUGAUAUGGAAAGCGUGGGCAGUGGCAGCGGAUCUGAGCAACCAAAGUUUAGGCGCAAUCGAACCACGUUCAGUCCUGAUCAACUCGAUGAAUUGGAAAAGGAGUUCGACAAGAGCCACUAUCCGUGCGUGAGCACUCGUGAACGGCUAGCUGCCAAAACUAGUUUAUCUGAAGCCAGAGUACAAGUGUGGUUCUCAAACCGAAGGGCCAAGUGGCGACGGCACCAGCGCAUGAACAAAUCGCGUCGGUCGGGCGUGGCGGCCGCGUCGACCGUGUCGGGCGGCAGCAGCGGUUCGGCAGCGGGUACGCCCACGCCGCCGGUCGUGUCGCCGGUCGUGGGGGCGAUCGGCGGUCCAUCCGGUGUACCGGACGGCGUCGGCGGCCCGCCUUGCCCGGCCGCAGGGGCCAGGUGUCUGGGCGGCGGCGAGAACAGCGCGUUCCGAUCGCUGAUGCCGCAACAGCACUUGCACCGACAGCUCGCCCAGCAGAGUUACGCCGCGUCCGAAUCGUCCGAAGAGAUAAACGUGACGACAGACGACGAAGAAGACGACGGUGGCGGCGUCGGCGGCGGUGGCGUCGGCAGUGGCGUUGUCGACGAACCGAUGGACGACGGAGACGGUUCUAAUUCGUCGUCGUACAACACUAACAACGACAACAACAACAACGACGGCGGCAACGGCGAUGGCGACGAUGUCGGCGACGACGACGACGGCGGCGGCGACGGUGGAAAGACGUCGGCGGCAGUCGCCCCGACACCUCAUCAUCAUCAUCAGCAUCAGCAUCAUAAUCAGAACAAUAAUCAUGCGUCACGUCCGCGAUUCGGUGCCGACCGACUUCCGUACUUCGGUCACAUCAUGCACCCGGCCGACGGGAAACGAACCGUCGACAGCCCGAACAACAACCAUCACCACCUGAACCACUCGAACCAACACCCCCACAACAACAACAACAACAACAACAACCACCACAGCAACAACAACAUUCAUCACCACAACAGCGUGCUGUCCACGAUCGCUUCGUGGCGCGAAAUGGCCGCCUUCACGGCCCUACACCACCGGGCCCUCGAACAGGGCGCGGCCAAAGCGGCUGCGGCUGCGGCGGCGGCUGCGCAACCGUUGCAGUUGACCAAGUACGACAAGGACAGAGCGUAGGCGCGGGUGUUGCUCGUAUAAUGCAGGACGAUUCAAAAGUCUUCGUCCGAUUAUCGAUUAAUAAUCGGUCGCAAAUCGUAUCAGGUAAAAACAAUUAAUAUCAAGACGUAUUAUUAUAACAUUGUACAUUAGAGACAACUACGACGGUCUAGUGUUAUUUUUCAUUUUCGUUGGUGCACGAUAAACGCGUUUCGUGUGACUGUUUGUAAUCUAAUUAGAUUAGCGAACUUUCGUGACGUUAAAUAUAAAUCAGUGUCGAGAUGAACAGAUAAAAAAAAAAUAAAUAAAAAUAAGGAGCAUUAGAUUUUGAAACCGUGGUGUAGUCGUGGCAGCGAGGUCAUAGCGAACGUUUGUAACGCACUAGGUAACAAAUUAGCACUUGAUCAGAGGCUUUUUAAUCGUUUUGUUUUAUACAUAGACGAUAGUAAUAAUAGUAUACUAAAGUCAGGAAAGAGUUAUACCCAUUUUCCCACCGUUAUGAUUUUUCGGGAGUUACUUCAAUUUUUGACGCCGUCGAGACCAAUUUUCGCGUAGUCCUACACGGCGCGACGUAGAGCAUCAAAGUAUUCCUCUUAUCCUUUGGGGGACGACUUAUUCAGUACGAUUUAUUUGUAUUUGGGAGUAUGCUGGACGAGUUUACUUCCAAUAUACGUCGUAUCAAAUGGUCUCAUGUUUACAUACAGCCACCGAAUACAACGACUAUGUAUUGCUUUACGAAAAGAAACACAAUAUUUUCCCAGAACGUACAUAGAUCGCAUUGAUCUGGGCCGACAUAUGUAAUGUAAGCGCAUUUAUUAAAUUUUUUAACCUCGACAAAAAUCCGUCGUUUCUGGCACUUUAGGUACAUAAUAUUAAACCAAAAUCGGGAAAUCGGAAAAAUAUUUUCGGGGGACACUCACUAUCGCCAGACCGUCCACACUGCUACUAUAUUUAUGUUUUUAUGCUAUUUAUUCCUCAUUCCAUUUGAAUUAUGAUUUUUUUGUAACUGCUUGUGUGUUGUACACCAAUUGUUAAUGCAUUAAUCGCGUUUAUUUGUAUAAUAUUUCAUGUAAGACGUGUA
This is a messenger RNA of Melanaphis sacchari, 3133 nucleotides long. RefSeq lists its product as uncharacterized. The transcript is spliced from 6 exons. Gene Ontology annotation, molecular function: DNA-binding transcription factor activity, RNA polymerase II-specific; RNA polymerase II cis-regulatory region sequence-specific DNA binding. The record is from RefSeq and is a predicted model, not a curated record. Gene Ontology annotation, biological process: anatomical structure development; regulation of transcription by RNA polymerase II. The coding region runs from base 1 to 2073 and encodes 690 amino acids. NCBI's taxonomy places the organism in Eukaryota, Metazoa, Arthropoda, Insecta, Hemiptera, Aphididae.